Messenger RNA from Porites lobata, 6396 nucleotides. The record is from the annotation of a GenBank genome assembly. Lineage: Eukaryota; Metazoa; Cnidaria; Anthozoa; Scleractinia; Poritidae.
AUGGCGACCUCCACUGUCCUUUCUAAUUGGAAGCGUAAAUGUUUAUUUGAAGCGAGAGUUUUAGGAAGUUUUGCGAGUGGUUAUAAUAUCAGUAGCAUGCUGAACAAUUUGUUGAGGCCUGUGGUGUGUUUCAGCCGGAAUUUUGCAAUCAAAGUGACGUUUCCUUGGACUCAAAAUAGCACAGGUUAGUGUUAACUGAAUGGCACUGUUUUUGUCCCGUUGUUACGUUGUAGAUAAAAUCCAUUCCCAAGUUAAACCAGGAUUCAAACUUAUUUGUUUGAGAACUACCUUUGUUUACAACCAUUAAUUGUGUAUAGGAAAUAAAGGAAAUUCUGGUUUAUACUGAGAACAGAUUUUGCCUUAAAAAACGGUACAGCACCGGGCCAUUCCAUUUAAUAUCCGCCCCCUCCUCUCUAUGGAUGAUGUUCCUUUUUCUGUAGUCCUUCAGAAAUAAUGUCAUACCCUUCCCCUACCUAUGGAUGAGUUAAUGAUUUCUUCUGAAACCCUUCAGAAAAUUGCUAUGGAUGAGUUCAUAUUUAGGGAACCCCUCAGAAAAUGACUAAAUGGCUAUGGAUGAGUUUUCGGGGACCAUCUUGUCAUUUCAUGUUCUGUUCACUUUCAUCAGAUUUUUAUCCCAAAGAUCCAUUUAUUCACCGGCUGUGUGGCUCAGUGCUUCUGUACCGCAAAAUGAAGUUGGUACCUGAGUAAGUGAUAGAAAGGUUACUUGCACUUAGCCUGAAUUUUAGGCAUCCCCUUGAGUUGCAUGCUUCCAGGAUUAUGCAACUUCAGGGGAUGUCUAAAAUUCAGGCUUUCUUCUACUUAGCUCCAUGUAAACUAUAAUUUUACCAGCCAACUCUCCCGGUUUUCACGGCAGUUUUUCAUCAAAUCUCCCAGCAGUGGCAGAUUCAAGGGAGGGGCCCCCAGGGGCCCGGCCCCCCCUUAUUGUUAACCUCGUUCCCAGGGUUCUCUCUUAUCCGCCCUAUGGGGCCCUACUCUCUCUCUCUUGCUCCGUAGGGCACGUAGGAGAGAACCCUGGGAACGAGGUUGCCUUAUUGUUAGACCAAAUUGUUAGACCAGGCCCCUCCCUUAUCUGAAGGUCUGGAUCUGCCACUGCCCAGUCUCCCGGUUAGAGCACCAAAUCUCCUGGGAAAUACCUACCUUGGCGUUUUUUCCAAAUUUUCAGUAAUUUUGUUAAUUUCGAGAUGUCAAUGAUACAAUUUUUAAUUUCCUUUCAUUUUUCUGUUAAGAGAGCUAACUUCUUUGUUUAUGUCACGUUCAGUAACUUAAUUACUUAAAUCGUCUGUUUAUUUAUUUUUUCCCUUUAAGUGGCCAACUAAAUCCAAAGGAAUUUCUUAAAACUGCAAAGGUAUGCCUAAUUAAUUAACCUAUGGACAAGGCAAACAUGAUUCAAUCUUCAUCAUCAAUUAUUUGCCAAGCACAUGCUCAUGUUAUCAGAAAGACCAGUGCUGUGUGAGUGUGCAAAAAUUAUUGAUGGCUACCAUGCUGCUGAACCCAUCAUUGCUUUAUUUCUGUGUAAGGUGAAGGGUUGCAGUUUUUAUGUGCAAUUUGUUACAAUUGUCACACACCAAAUGCCAAUCAGGGCCCAGUAUGUUGUUUGAAAAGUGGAUAGGGUUAUCCAACAGCCACAGGCCCCAGUUGUUCAAAAGUUGGAUAGUGCUAUCCAUCAGAUAAAUCACCAUCCAAUGGAUAUGUGUUAGGGAAACCAACUGCGCUAUCUAGUGGAUAGUGAUCCGGUGGAUAGCGUUAUCCAUCUUUUGAACAACUGGGGCCAGAUGAAUCUCUAUCCAGUGCAUAACACAACUGGUUUCCCUAUUACUGAUCCGCUUGAUAGUGAUCUAAUUAUCCUUCAGAUAGCGCUAUCCAACUUUUUAAACAAGCAGGGCAAGGUGUUUGUUUUGUAGACUUACUUAAUUUGUUUCAAUUUAAAUGUAUUUUCUUUUGUUUUUUAGGACUGUGUCAUGAUUGUGAGUGGUUUAGUUUCUCAGAUGGAUCCUGAUGGGAUGAUGAGUGAUCUGUUAGGUGAUAAAGUUAGUUGUAGCUCCUUGCAGCACUACUCAUAAUUUCAGCAGUUAUCACUGAUGUAAUUUGUUAGACUGGCUAUGAUUUGAGCUACAUUGGCCUUUUCUGAUUUGUUUGCUUAAACACUGGACAUCUUUCUAUAGAUUGUCUUUCUCCACUCUUUGUAUUCACUCGCUGGGAGCAGGAUGCAAACUGGACCCCUUCAAAUGGCUGACAAUUAUUAGGCCUGCUAUUAACAAAGGAUGACUGUAAAAUUCGGCCUUUUGGGGGGGGGGCUGACAUUGUUAAUUAAAUGUCCCAUAACUUUAGUUGACUGUUGGUAUUUUUUUCUGAUGAUUUUUUUUAGGUCCAAGACUAGAUAAGAUUUUCAAAGAUGCAUUUGCAACAAUAUUAGACAACAACUUAAUCUUACGUCUGGUAAGCGAAAAUGUGUUCAACUUCCAUAUUAAGCCAGGUAGUCAUCAUCUACUAGUGUUAUGAUCAACUCAGAAUAUUAUAAAUGCUUUCACUACAGGAAAAGAUUAAUUUUCCUGGUUUUUAUGGGUGGUGACAAGUGGUUAAGAUAAGUGCUUUUAGUGAUCAGUUUUGUUUGCUUAAAAAUUUAAGGCAGUUUUCCCACUUGAAUUUCUUUAGUGCAAAGCAAAGUUGAGCACCAUACAUUAGAGAAACAGGGAACAUUAAUUUUUUUAACAAUCUCCAUGUCACUGCUAAUAGCAUAAAACAGAUGGUCAUCUGCAUACACAGUACAUGUUGAGGUUAACAUCAAUAUCAUACAUAUGUAAGAUUUCUGAUAAAUGUUCCUCAAGAGUGGCCCAAAUGUUGACCCCUGAGAGCAUCCCCUGGACACCAUCUCCCAUUCACUUACUGCUGGCCCCAGUUUGAUUCUAUGAAAACAAUCUUUAAAAUAAGAGUCAAGCAGCUUGCCUCUACUGUCGCGUACACUGUAAGUUUUCAAUUUAGCUAAGUUCAUGAGAGGGUGGUAAAAAAAAUAAGUAUAUAAAAGGCAACUGUAUAUGUGCACAGGGCACCCAUGGUCAUGGACUAGCAGGACUUACAGAACCCUUUUGGUUCUAUAAAAAUGUACAAAUAAUAUUAUCAUGUUAAUUUUUAUUUUAUUAUUUAAUUUAAUUUUAGGAGGUGUCAAGUGUCUCAAAUCUUCACAUCGCCGGUAAAUUGUGCUUUUACUGUAAAUUGUACAUUGAUAACUGAAUAAUUGUACUUAAAACUAAAUGAUGAAACCCUCUAAAAAAACUGACAAUACCAUCAACAGUAGAUAUCCCAUAGCUUAAUAAGUAUUAAACGAGCACCAUGUUGUAUCCUUUAAAACACAGCAUACCAAGCAGGUGUAUAACACUAAUAGAAUAUAGUGGCUGGGGGGGAGUUAAUCUCUUUGGAGACGUCCUCUUAACCUCAGGAAAUCAAAAUGGCUUAUACUGUUACAAGAACUGCCUCCUGCCCCCAUAUAUCCCUCUCUGCCAGCUUAAAAAUUUUGUGUUUCAAUUAUCUUCAUCCCAUAUCCAUCUUUUAAAACUUCAUAUAUUAGUGUUGGAAUAAGUUUGUGCUUCCUUUCUUAAAUGUUUUAUUGAGAUCUCUCAGACCUCCAUUAGUUCGUGUGUUAUCUUUUCACAAUUUGGAUUUUGUGAUUACAUUCACUGAAAGUCACGUUGGACUAUUUACCAUGUUUCAUUUGAUGCAUUUAUCUUUGAUGGUAUCACGUACCAUUACAUUUUCUCUAUCACAGCUGUUCGCAAUACUCUAGGGCCAUCAGAGCCCAGCAGAGACUGUUAUGUCAAGGAUGGCCUUGGGCAGAGGUUAUUUCUUGAGCCAGAUCAUAUAGAAGAGCUAAAAGGAAGUAAGUCCCCCCACCCACUCCACCCUUCCCAUGACAUCUGCACUGAUUCAGGAAUGUGAAAGGGAAAAAAUGUUCUACCAUUAAUCGAGAUGUGUAAGGCUAAAUAUUAGGAGUGACAUGCAUCAUCGUGGACUGAUAAUAAAUUUCUUUUGGCAUGCUACACUAUUACUGUUAGACUUGCCACAAGUCAACUGCACGAGUGCUGAAGGUGGGAGGGACCUACCCAGCAGAGACCAGAAACCGGCUUUGACACUGUCUGUAUCACCGUUGAACUAAAUAAAACCAUGAACAUCUGAAAUAUUUCAGAAAUGUUAAUUGAGUUAUGACCAAUCACUGCAAAAAUCAGGACAUGCAAGCUGGCACAUUGUUACUUUUGGUUAAGUUUUCCCAAGCCUGAUUGGCUUUUUCCUUGCAACACAAUAACAUUUCAAAGAUUUUUCUCGUGUUGCCCCCCAGUAAUCCCUCUUUCCCACCCUUGUAAAUUUUGCUCCAUUGAUUUCAUUUCUUACCCCCUAUUUUAUCUGGUUCCUAUGUAGGGGUUAGGGACCAAUGCAACAUGAGUGCCAAAGGUAGAACUUCUAACCUAGGGGAACCAGCACCAUUUUUGACAGUGGAUUCUGUGAAAUGCCAUUUCCUUAGUAGUCUUCUGAGCGAAUAAAUAAGUGGGCAAGUUUACAAAGGCUCAACUCUGUUUUUGCUAAACAUACAAAAUAAUCCCUGUUAUUUAGACCUAUUUCAGACUUCUGUUACGUGUGAAAGUGCCAGACCUUUUACAUCAAACAGCCAGAUGUUACACCUGGUCUCCAAUCUCAAGGGGAGCCUCUGUCCUAUGUCUUGUAUUUUUGUAGCUUCUGAGCUGUCCCAGUCUAAGAAAUAACCUUGAAUGCCUGAAAGUUGUAGAUGGGGUGGAACAUCAGGUGAUUAAUAACCUUUUUUGUUUCUUUCCUUUUUCAAGGCAUUCUUCUACCACCAGAGAUACUUGGAAAAUUUGUUCAUAAAUUUCAAAUUGGCGUAAAGUUUGUGACAGAGGAAAAGUGAGUGUUGAUUCUCAUUUAUGUAGAUUAUGAACCAGAUCAGUCUAUACCUAAAUAGUAUGCAUGGCAGUAAUUGAGCAAAAACUUUUGAAAAAAGCCAUUUCAUUUUUUAAGUGAUAGGUGUAGCUGUAGCCUGACACUCAGAUGUCCGAGGUCAUUCGUGGCCCCUUCACUUCUGUCCUUCUCCAAGGGGCCGCAAACAACCUGGGACAUCUGAGAAUCAGGCUAGUGUGGCUUUAGGCUCGUCAGGCAAACAAACCCCUCAGGACAUCUGUGUGUGAGGCUAGCUCGUUCUGACCUUUGGUAACAACCCUUAGACAACCAAACAUUACCCCUUUAAGUCCCAAGAGUCAUCAACAUCACUUUGGAGUUUUCCCUUGAGAAUAUCAAUACAGUAGCGAGAGAAAAGGUAAUGAGAAUUAAUAAAAUGGUCUCCAGCCCUACAGGAGAAUGCUUUGAUCUUUUAAGAAAUUCUCCCAACUUAUUUUUUACGAAAAUGAAUGGAGAUUCGAAUUUGCAUGUGGGUAUCGGGGCUUAAAGGGUUACCUUUUGCAACACUAUGUCAAUAAUUUAUACUAUAGCACUUUUGUGUUGAAUGGUAAUGAGUUCCUUUUUAUUCGCACAGGUUUUAUAUCAGAACAAGUGAUGGCCAAAUAGUGCAAGGCUCAGAAAACUCAGCCAUUUCACAUCACAUGUGGCUUUUUGAGUCUCUAUUUUGCAAAGAGAGACUUCUCAGAAAUGAAUACCCACUAUCAUGGAGAGUGGUGGAUAUGGACCAGUGUGUGCAGUUCAGACUGCCACUUUAUAGACCGCUUUCUUCCUACUUUGAAAAUAAGCGAAAUUUAUAGGUGCUACUCAUCAGUGUUCAUUGUCAGAACAGUUCACUUUUCUCCCCCACCCCUGCCCUUUUUUACACCAGCUACGCUAGAUACAUACAUGUAUGCAAAAGCUCUGGAGGCACUCAAACUGAUUAAUGCUCUCUCCUCUCCAGUGCAUGGGGUAUUUCUAUGAAACGACAGAUAUCUUGACACUGGGCCAUUAGUGUGAGAUUAUGAAAAAGGUCCCUAACAUAAAAUGUUUUUGCGACAUACAGAUCGCUUGUAGCCAGGUGAAUGGCAAGUACGUACACAUAUCCUGGCCAGAUAUUACAUGUACAGUUGACCUUCAAUCUCCAUGUGGACAUAUGGACACCUGCUGUCUACUAUGAACAACUUUCUAAUGUCCCAAAAAAAUUCUCACCUAAGAAUUAUAUUCUCACUGAUAGUCUCUCAGUACUGUUAAGCAAUUUAGAUGCAGUUAAAAGAUGAAGGCCAGAAUCUUUUUAGAAUAUUAGUUACUGUACACUUCAAAUAAUUGUAAGCAGUGUCAUCAUCAUGGUCAAAUGACAUCAUGUUGCUGACCUCUCUUUAAAAUGGGCACGUUUCUAACUUUGAAACUCUGUCUAUAGAAAUAUUGAACUGUACAUACAAC